CGGUGGCAAGCCCAGGGACCAGAUGCUGUGAAACCGGCCCUCUAAUGAAGCGCUAAUGAAGUGUGAAUGAGAGAAAGCCCGGAUGCACCCCAAGGCGCCCUUUUCAAGCGGAGCACGCGGCAUUCCGCAGGAAAAACAAAAUCAAGUGAUCUCUCAGCUUGACGUUUUAUUGUUAUUUCAUCAUUUUAACGCAAUUGAAUUCUAAGAGGUGUUCGGUGGUUUAGGCGAAUCCUGUGAAGAAUCAAUAUACCAUAAAUGCGCAUAGCAAAAAAAAAAUUACAUGCUGAGAGACAAGCAUCCACACAUAUGUUAUCGGCAUUAAAAAUGAUAUUAUGAAUGCUGAGAGAAAAGCAUUCAUAUGAAUGCUACUGUGCAUCCAGUGAACGCUAAGACUGAUGAGGGUGUGAAUAAUAAAAAUAGAGUGAACGCUGGAAGAAAAGCAUUCACACCUACUACAUGUCCAUAAUUUGUGUAAAUGCUAAAAGACACACAUUCCUAUUUUUGCUCUUGUAUGUCUUUUUUUUUUAAAAUACAAUGCAUAGUAUUUCUAUUGACUCUUCCAAAAGAAUUAUGUAAAUGCUGAGAAACAAGCAUUCCUAUUAUAUGAUUGUAUUCAAAAUAUUUAUUUUAAGCGUCCAAAGAAAAGUAUGAAUGCUGAGUCACAAACAUUCACUUAAAUGCUGCUGACUGUACAUGAAGAAAUAACAUAAAUGCUGAGAGACAAACAUUCUUUUUGGACCUAAAAAUGUACAACAUCCAAAAAUAUAUUGCUAUUGUACCCCCAAAAAGGAUGCAAAGCAUUCAAGCAUUCACAAAUGCAGCUGUCAAUCAAAAACUAACUGUGUGAAUGCUGAGAGGCAAGGAUUCCUAAAAUUGAUAAUUUCCCCAAAAAUAUUUUUUCUAAUAAUAGUGCUUUUGUAUGUCAAAAAAAUAUAUACAGUAUGUUUGGUGUUGUACAUAUUAAAAAAAUAUGUACAUGCUGAGAGACAAACAUUUACACCUCUUACAUGCUGAGAGAGCAGGAGGAGGAACAGUUAGAAAGAUGGAGGUGCGCACUGGAAAGGAGAGGAAUGAAGAUUAGCCGAAAUCAAACAGAAUAUAUCUGCAUGAAUGAGAGGGGUGGAGGGGGAAGAGUGAGGCUACAGGGAGAAGAGAUAGCAAGGGUGGAGGACUUCAAAUACUUGGGGUCAACAGUCCAGAGCAAUGGUGAGUGUGGUCAGGAAGUGAAGAAAUGGUUCCAAGCAGAUUGUAAAGGGUGGAGGAGGUGUCAGGAGUGUUAUGUGACAGUAGAAUCUCUGCUAGGAUGAAGGGCAAAAGUUUAUAAAACAGUGCUGAGGCCAGCCAUGAUGUAUGGAUUAGAGACAGUGGCACUGAAGAGAGAACAGGAAGCAGAGCUGGAGGUGGCGGAAAGGAAGAUGUUGAGGUUCGCUCUAGGAGUGAACAGGUUGGAUAAAAUUAGAAAUGAGUUCAUCAGAGGGGCAGCCAAGGUUCGAUGUUUUGGAGACAACGUUAGAGAGAGCAGACUUUGAUGGUUUGGACACAUCCAGAGGAGAGAGAGUGAAUAUAUUGGUAGAAGGAUGAUAGAUGGAGCUGCCAGGCAAGAGAAUGAGAGGAAGACCAAAGAGAAGGUUGAUGGAUGUCGUGAGGGAAUACAUGAGGGCAGUUGGUGUUAGAGAGGAGGAUGCAGAUAUAGAUAUAGAGAUAUAGAAAGAUAUAGCUAUAGAUAUAGAGCUAAGCUUACAUGGCAAAGGAUGACACGCUGUGGCGACCCCUAACGGGACAAGCCCAAAGGAAAAGAUGACCAGCAUUCCUACUAUUGCCAUGUUUCAGUCCGGCACAGUGGAAGGAUCUGUGCGUGGGAGAUAUCGUGCGCAUCCACAAAGACCAAACCAUCCCUGCAGACGUUAUGCUCCUCUGCAGCACCGAGACUCACAGUCUGUCCUACGUGGAAACGGCUGACAUUGAUGGCGAGACGAACCUCAAGUAUCGACAGGCUCUCGGUGCGACGCACGACGAGUUGACGUCGGAACCCUCAGAGUGUCGGCUCGCCAGCUUUGACGGCGUGGUGUUCUGCGAGGAACCCAAUGAUGGCAUGUACGCCUUCAGAGGGCAGCUGCACUGGAGAGGGGAGCGUUUCCUGCUGGACAACGAGCACCUCCUUCUCAGGGGGACCGUCCUACGAAACACGCAGAUCGCCUACGGUUUGGUCAUUUACACCGGUGCCGACACGAAGAUCCUGAGGAACUGUGGGAAACUGCGAGCGAAGAGAACUCGCUUGGAAAGUAGUCUCAACAGAGCGGUGAUAGGGAUCGUGGUGUUCUUGCUGCUGGUCGUUCUUCUUCUGGCCAUUGCCUGCGGGGUGUUUGCAAGCCGGGUCAUGAUCCGCACAGAGGUUCUGUCAGCUCUGGUUAUCAACGGUGACCCGGUAUACACGGGCUUCCUGGUCUACUGGAGCUACUUCAUUCUGCUCGGCCCGGCCGUGCCCAUCAUGCUCUACGUCACGUUUGAGUUGAUUCAUACAUUCCACAGCAAGUUUAUUAAUUGGGAUUUGGAAAUGUACUGGCCUCAGACAGACUGCCCAGCACAGGCCCGGAACACUUCCCUGUGUGAGGAGCUGGGCCAAGUGGAAUACCUGCUGAGUGACAAAACUGGAACCUUGACCCAAAAUCGUCUGCUCUUCAGGCAGUGCUGCAUAGCCGGGGAGAUCUACGGUGAUGCAUCAGUCAGGGCAGAGGACACCGAGCCGAUGGACCUCACCUGGAAUCCGUUCUCCCGUGGCGGUCUGUUCAUGUGGGCCCCCACCCUGGUGGAGCGUCUCCGAGCACAACGGUGUCCGACCAUCAGCCGGUUCUUCACCGCACUGACUGUGUGUCAUACUGUCAUGGCCCAGUGGAAAGAAGACGUUCCAGUUUACCAAGCAGCAUCUCCAGAUGAGGGGGCUCUUGUCGGCGCCGCCAGGGAGCUGGGCUGGGUCUUCUUGUCCAGAAGCAGAGACGUCAUGGUUGUCUCCGAGAUGGGUGUCACGCGUCACUAUAAGCUGCUGGCGUUGCUUGACUUUACCAGUCAGAGAAGACGGAUGUCAGUUUUGGUCCGGGACCCGGAGGGGUCUUUAAAACUGUACUGUAAGGGAGCUGACAUAGUGAUAUUGGAGAGGCUGCAGAGGGACUGUCCGCAUCAGGAGAGCACUGAACAAGCCCUUGAGCUCUUUUCCCAGGCUUGUCUGAGGACCUUGUGCAUUGCUGUUCGCUCGGUUUCCGAGACGUCAUGGGAGCAGUGGAGUAAAACUCUGGCUCGGGCUGCUGCCAUGGCGACCUUCGACCGCAACGCCCUGCUGGAGAAGCUUUAUGAUGAGAUGGAGCAAGAUCUCCAGCUUCUAGGUGUUACAGCCAUAGAGGACCGACUCCAGGAAGACGUUCCUGAGACGAUUUCUCUCCUAAAACAGGCCGGGAUUAAAGUAUGGGUGCUUACAGGGGACAAAAAAGAGACGGCAGUCAACAUUGGAUAUGCAUGUAAACUACUGGAUCCCGACACGAGAUUACUGGAAUGGCAGGAGUUAAGACAGAUCCUCCAAUCGCCAGACCCUGUGGUCCAUUUCCUUAAGAUCAAACAGACAGAUCUGUGGGCUGUCGAGAAGGAAAAGGCUGGAGUACAGACUGCAGUGGUCCUGACUGGUCCUGAGCUUACAGAGUUUGACCAGAGACCAGAGUGGGGCGUCAAGUUCAUGAACCUAGCCCAACAGUGUCACACAGUGUUGUGCUGCCGGGUGACACCUGGACAGAAGGCGGACGUUGUUACUUUGGUCAGGAAGCACACAAGCUCCAUCACGCUUUCCAUCGGUGACGGCGCCAAUGAUGUAAACAUGAUCAAAACAGCUCAUGUCGGCGUGGGACUGACAGGAGUGGAGGGAGGUCAAGCGGUACAGAACGCAGACUUUUCCUUGUCCUCUUUCAGAUUCCUGCAGAGGCUGCUGCUGGUCCACGGGCGCUGGUCAUACCGGCGCAUCUCCCUGUUCCUGCGCUACUUCCUAUUCAAGACCUGUAGCUUUGCACUGGUGCACCUGUGGUUUAGCAUCUUCAACGGCUUCAGUGCUCAGUCUAUGUAUGAGACAUGGUUCAUCGCUUUUUACACUGCCUUCUACACAUCAUCCCAGAUUUUGUUUGUGGCCUUCUUUGAAAAGGAUGUGAGUGCAGAGAACAGCCUGAAGUGGCCUGAGCUGUACAAGUGUGGACAGAGGCAGGAGCUUUCCGGGCCCCUGGUGUUGUUUGCUUCAUUGGUGUACGCUCUCUACGCUUCAUUUGUUCUCUUCUUCGUUCCGUGCGGAGUCUACUACAACUCUGCCGUCGACUACCAGACCAUGGCUGUCACUGUGUCCAUGGCAGCCGUAUUUACUGCCAACAUAGAGAUGGUGCUGUUGACCAGAAACUGGACAAAGUUCAACAUAGGAGCCGUGUGUGUUUCUUUGCUGCUCUACUUCAUCUGCUCCAGGAUCACACACAGCAAGUUCUUGUUCCAGAGAGCCCCCGCUGAUUAUUUAUUUUACGGUGCGUCUGACGAGGCUUUCACAGAUCCAGUCGUGUGGCUCACUGCUCUGCUCACUGCCUGGACAGCUGUGUUGCCUUCAAUGACCUUCCUCGCCCUCAGUGUCAUCCAAAACAUCCACGGCAAACAUAAGGUUCACAGCAGAUCCCAGCAGCCAGUGGAACUGAGAUCACAGUUCGGAAGGAAGACUUCUCUUUGUCGUUCAUCAUUUGUCGUCGCCCAAGGACCUGUCUGAAGCACAGUCUUGGAUUCGGCAUGUAGGAAUGGCCGUAAAGGAGAACACAACAGUGGUGGAACUUGAUGGACACUUGAAGAAACCAAGAAAUUACCACUGACCUUUGAGAAGACAAAUAUUGCAUUAUUGUAGAGCAGUGGUAGUUCAUUUUCUGUAGAGCCCGCACUCACAUUAAAGACAAUUAUUUUCUAAUAAACUGUCGAAUUUA
Molecule: messenger RNA, 4982 nt
Organism: Phyllopteryx taeniolatus (common seadragon)
Lineage: Eukaryota; Metazoa; Chordata; Actinopteri; Syngnathiformes; Syngnathidae
Gene: atp8b3
Product: ATPase phospholipid transporting 8B3
Exons: 23
Coding region: 1907-4774 (955 amino acids)
Biological process (GO): Golgi organization; phospholipid translocation
Cellular component (GO): plasma membrane
Molecular function (GO): ATPase-coupled intramembrane lipid carrier activity; ATP hydrolysis activity; ATP binding
Source: RefSeq, a predicted model, not a curated record